Emys orbicularis (European pond turtle) is the source of this 612-nucleotide messenger RNA. RefSeq names its product kinesin family member 1C (gene KIF1C). Gene Ontology annotation, molecular function: ATP binding; microtubule binding; microtubule motor activity. Gene Ontology annotation, biological process: microtubule-based movement. Lineage: Eukaryota; Metazoa; Chordata; Testudines; Emydidae. The record is from RefSeq and is a predicted model, not a curated record.
AUGUCCGGCGCCUCCGUCAAAGUGGCCGUAAGGGUUCGGCCUUUCAGCUCCCGGGAAAUCAGCCGGGACGCGAAAUGCGUCAUCCAGAUGCAAGGGAAAACCACCUGUAUCACCAAUCCCAAGCUGACAAAAGAUGCUCCCAAAAACUUCACCUUCGAUUAUUCCUACUGGUCCCACACCUCGGAGGAGGACUCCGCCUUCGCCUCCCAGCGGCAGGUGUACAAGGACAUUGGGGAGGAGAUGCUGCUUCACGCCUUCGAGGGCUACAAUGUCUGUAUCUUCGCCUACGGCCAGACCGGCGCCGGCAAGUCCUACACCAUGAUGGGCCGGCAGGAGCCGGGGCAGCAGGGCAUCAUCCCGCAGCUCUGUGAGGAUUUGUUCGCCCGGGUCACCGAGAGCCGCUCCCCCGACCUGUCCUACUCCGUGGAGGUGAGCUACAUGGAGAUCUACUGCGAGCGGGUGCGGGACCUGCUGAACCCCAAGAGCCGGGGGCACCUGCGGGUGCGGGAGCACCCCAUCAUGGGCCCCUACGUGGAGGACCUGUCCAAGCUGGCCGUCACCUCCUUCGCCGACAUCGCCGACCUCAUGGACUGCGGGAACAAGGCCAGGUGA